Messenger RNA from Mya arenaria, 2874 nucleotides. RefSeq names its product synaptogenesis protein syg-2-like. The record is from RefSeq and is a predicted model, not a curated record. Gene Ontology annotation, cellular component: cell-cell junction. The transcript has 10 exons. Gene Ontology annotation, biological process: cell-cell adhesion. Gene Ontology annotation, molecular function: cell adhesion molecule binding. Bases 948 to 2240 code for a protein of 430 amino acids. NCBI's taxonomy places the organism in Eukaryota, Metazoa, Mollusca, Bivalvia, Myida, Myidae.
CUUCCUGAAUGUGCGAAUUAGAUUUCCUUAAUGUACAAGUGUGUUUUAAAUCAAAUGUUAUACUAAUAGAAGUGUGUUAGUGUAUGCACAUGAUCUUAUGACUUUGUAUAGUGCACAUAAUGAUAUGUAUAACUACACCGAAUGAAGGGAUUUAUUGCAAAAUAUUGUUUUCGAUCCAUUCAUUGAUCUCCAUACAUGUCUGAGGAAUGAUGGCAACUACAUUGUUUGCCAUUGUAAAUACAACGGUAACGUUAUUGUGCCAGACUGAGAUACACAAGCCACAUUAGAGGGGACCACCCCUCGAUGACAAUGGACUUCCUACUGUGUACAACUACGAGGGAUCUGAUAUUAGAGCAGACUUCCCAAAGUUACAUUUUGCCAGUAAUAACAGGGACCUUGUUAUAACUGGUGUUCAAGUUAUCGAUAGCGGAACGUAUACGUGUUUGAAUACAGGACAAAACCUUAUUGUCCGUGGCGAUAUAACGGAGGACUUUGGAAUCCACUCUUUGGUUAUAAUAAACUUCACAUACCAAUCGGCCGGUUGCAUUUCGCUAUGCUGCAGGACGAGGAAUCCGGUAUAACUUUCGCCGAGACCAUUGACUGGUCAAAGGAUAUAUAGAGGUUCCAUUUAUCGUUACACAGUCGCAUAGAGAGCUUUCAAGACAUUUGUCGCGGUUAAUGAUUUGCCUGUUCCACCAGCUCUUCCGAAUGUAUACAAUUCGACCAGCGUCUCCCAGGGCGAGCUUACAGUAAGUGGAACAGAAGGCACACAACUAACGCUAACUUGCCUGUCUGCAGGCGGCCACCCACAGCAGACGGUUAACUGGUACCGUGGAAGUGUCACUUCCACACCCCUGCAAGCAGGUCCUCCCAACGUGGUGUCCGGAGAUCUCUUCAAUGUCACGAGGUCCUGUUCGUUCACACCUACCAGCUCUGAUGAUGGUGUGAUGUAUAUUUGUCAGUCAUCAUACAGCGGGGAGCCACAUCUCUUUAGAAUUACUGAAGUGAAACUGUUUCUUAAACUCCAACCCAUUACCCCGCUUGUGACCGUUUCGGAAACUGUUGUGGAAAGCUCCAGCUCCAUACAAAUUGCCCAAUGUAUUUCUUCUGGUUUUCGGCCUAAGACAGUGAUUCUCAGCUGGAGUCUAGGUGGAGAGACGGCAACAUCAGUCAGCAAACCGACAGUAGUGGAGAACACAACAUCCAAUACUUUCUCCGUGUCCGAAACCUACACACAGGUAGUAGAUAGGGCGGACAAUAGGAAAACACUAACUUGCUCAAUAAACCACGAGACACUGUCCUCACCGCGUACGGCUUCUGUCACACUCAAUGUCCAAUUUCCUCCAUCGACAGCUACGCUAACAGGAUAUUUUACAGCCGUGGCUGAUGGCUCAAGUAAAACUUUUACUUGCGAAUCUGGUACCUCAAAUCCUUUUGCUGCCAUUACAUGGCUCCAUUACAAUGUCAUUGUUACUGCUGGAACGGGAACACCAACGAACAUAUUUGGAAGUUACUACGGUCAUGUGACGACACAGACGCUGACAAUUACGCCGACCAGAGACGACGAUGCUGACGUGUAUUCAUGCAGUGCAAGAAACGCUGUAAGCAGUACACCAGCAAACAGUCAGCAAAAAUCUUUAAAUCUUGCAUAUGCCCCUGUAGUGAAGAUCUUACCAAGAACUGUGACUGAAACUCAGCCAGGACUUCUGCAAUGUGUUGUAUCAAGCAAACCAUCUGCUACAAUAACAUGGUAUCAAAUAAAUGACGGACGGACGUUUCUUCUGGAGGGGACUGGUAACAAAAGUCUGGAUUAUGGCAUUAGAGCCGUCAGCAGAGAUGAUGCCGGGACGUAUAUGUGUAACGCCAAUAACGGAAUAGGAGGGGAUAAUUUCAAUAGCGUCCAGCUAGUUGUCCAAUUCAAACCCGACGUAACAGUCUUUGCACAUAACGCCACAGAGAAAUUAUCUACAACACUCCGGUGUGGUCCACUUGGUGUGCCUGACUCUUACACCUAUGUCUCCUGGGAUCACACGUGGCCGGGAUCAAGUGAUGUUCUCAGGUCAUUUCCAGGAUCCCCAGUUCUGUUAUUAAGUGACCUAAGGUACGAGCACUCCGGGAUAUAUACAUGCAGGGUGGACAACGGUAUAGACUUUAGCAGAAACCCCGAUGCUGGACGGGGACAAGUAUUUUUUGUCGUAAAAUCUCGUCCUUUUAUUGCAACAACUCACCAGACUGUUUAAAAGGCAGCGCAGCUUGGUAAAGUGGCGACCAUGCAGGUGGAAUUUGUUUCAAACACUAUUGGGACAAGAGUCAGUGUUGAAAAAAAGGGAAAUGACACAGUGGCUCCAUCUAUUCUGUUCAACACGACGAUGAUGUCGACAAAUACAUUCGUAAUAGUGUUUAACAAAACAUUGCCUACUGAAGGAUUUCUUUGCAAGAUAAAUAUAACGGUUUUAAAUCAAGACGACUUCGGAUUGUAUGACAUCGUGAUUGAAAAUGAUGUAGGGAUAGAGAGGAGAGCCGUUAAUCUGGUUCCGAAAGUUGAGUAUUUUAAGUAACGUCGUAGACGUUAGAUAGUAGGAAAGUGGGAUAGCUAUAACAUCACACUAAGUUGUUUGAUCCCGUUCGCUUAAGUAAAUUCCUAUAUGAUAGUCCAUAAGCGGACUCAGGGCUGGGUUAAGGCAAACACUAAAAUUUAAAACAUUGUUUAAGUUCAAUAUGCAGCAAUCUUGAAACUGUACACAUGCAUCCUUUAAUACAUAUUUGAGUGUCUUUGGAAUUAAUGUUUAAUAUCAUUUAUUAAAAAAGAAAUAAUAUUAGGUCAGAAAAAAAUUCUAUGUAAGUUAAUAUCACGGAUGAUGCGUGCUAACGCAG